AUGUCCCACAGAAGAUAUCUAGCCCUUAUCAAGCAACGUGAAGAUAAGCAACCAAACGACGAACAUGAAAAUCCCUAUAGUCAUACGGUACUAAUCGGUAAUUGGUUCGAAGAACGUUUUGCUAGUAAAAUUGAUCAUAAAGCUAUAACACCAGGAAUUUAUGGAGCCAGCAAAUGUCUAGCCGAGGAAACACUUUACAAAAAUGAUUUUAAAUUGCCCAUUAAGGACCCGAAGAAAUAUGAUGAAUUUAUUGAAUGGAAACAACAGGGUUUCAGUAAUCGUUUGAAUAGUGAAAAAACCAACAUAAAACUUUGUGAUGGUGAUCAGUUUAAACAAAAUAUUACCUCAUUUAAAGAUGUAAUGUAUCGUAUUAUGCCCCAGGAGGACAAGGGAGAGGAGGGAAUUAAGAAGAGUAAAAUUAAUGAGGAUUAUAUGCGUAGUUUUGGUAAUAGCACCCAAACGGGCCUAUUGCAAUGGCUUGAAUGUGAAAGAAAACGGGAUGAUGCCAUACCGCUUGAUGUGUCGCAUUAUAAAAAUAAUUUUAAACCCAUGAAAAUAACGAAAAAGAUUAUCUUACAUAAAGGAGAACAAAGAAAAACUAGUAUUUUAUAA
Molecule: messenger RNA, 612 nt
Organism: Lucilia cuprina (Australian sheep blowfly)
Lineage: Eukaryota; Metazoa; Arthropoda; Insecta; Diptera; Calliphoridae
Exons: 1
Coding region: 1-612 (203 amino acids)
Source: RefSeq, a predicted model, not a curated record